Camponotus floridanus (Florida carpenter ant) is the source of this 1077-nucleotide messenger RNA. RefSeq lists its product as uncharacterized. NCBI's taxonomy places the organism in Eukaryota, Metazoa, Arthropoda, Insecta, Hymenoptera, Formicidae. The transcript is spliced from 4 exons. Bases 397 to 1077 code for a protein of 226 amino acids. The record is from RefSeq and is a predicted model, not a curated record.
UGAAAAUUCGCGCUCAUAAUCCGCGACAAGCGGCGGUCGUAAUUAUCGGAGUCCGAUGCAUUAUGGGCUCGUGCAAAAAAAAAAAGACAAAACAAACAAACCGCCGCCUGAUGUGUAAAGGCGACUAAUAUCUUUUGCACUUACCACGAUUUCGCCGCCUAGGUUCGUUAAUUCUGUCGCGAGAAAUCGGUAUUUCCUGUUUCGAUAGGGGUGGGCGAGCACGUGUUGCGAAUAGGAUGCGUCAGUGAGGUGGGGGCCCGCUGCACUCGUCGUUGAAAAACCCUCGGGUGGCACAAAUGCAUCCCAUUACUUCGUGGAAAGUUGAAGGUAACGAAAGCACCGCGAAUCGAAGAGAAAGUAUUAAUAUUCUGCUCGAUUUAACGACCCGAGCAAAAUAUGAGGGCUCUUCCGAGUGAUUCGACCAUCCUGCUUCUUCUACCCCUCGCGUUAUUCUUCGUGCGUGUCAUCGGCGACAGCGAUGCGAGAACAUCCACGAAGUUUAAUAAUCUAAUUUUCAAUGGCCAGAAACCACAACUUGUCUCGUUUAACAGUAAAGAAGGAGAUAUCGAAAUCAAUUGGGACGUAUCGGUACCUUUCUUCAGGAUACCGUUGAGUCAUAUGAACAAACAUAACGAGAUAUCACCGCUGAUUGAUGUUAAUACGAAAGGAUUGUCGGUCGCUGGCAUAUUGACAGCCAUUCUCACCUUAGCUGUGCCCGUCUUGUCGAAGCCAGGUCCUGGAACGCAUUAUCGAAGUUCUGAUUCGCAAUGGUCUCGAAUGGGAAAUACGAUAAACGAGAUCAUGCUCGGCAAUAAUUACAUCACACCCUGUGUACAGCGUAUCAUCUGUUCCAUCGUUUCCGAAGCGAGUCAUUCCAACAAUCCUACGAGUACUGACAAGAUCAUCGAUGGCUUAUCAAGUCACGAGUGGUUUAAGGAAUUUACAAACGGCACAGUCCUUCAGGAAGCUAUAAGGAUAGGACGAGAAAAACAUCACGACUGCGGACGUAUUUAUAAAGAAUGCUUUGUGACACCGCGAAUCCUUAAAAGCAUAAUGAUGCAAUUCGGCGCAUUCUGA